CGGAACCUGAAAGCUUGCGUUGGCCUCAAGGUUCGAAUUUGCUAUCCCAUCCAGCUUUAUGGAGUCAAUAACACCCGACUGGCCCCCAGUCGCUGUCGGAGAAGGCGUUUCAUCGCAGGAGCGCGAACUUCUUCCAGACGAGCACCGGCAGCUAGAUGUUUCGGACCUGCCUGAAGACACGGUCCCAGAGCGGUCCUCGCCGAGCGUAGCGGAUGCAUUUCCCGAAGCAGAGAGCGCCGAUGGUUUGUCGGAGGACAUUACACUAGCAAAUGACAGCAAUGGCGUGGUUACGGACGGUGGCAUUGCUGGGACGAGAGUGGGUGACCCUCUCGCCGACCUACGAAGUCUGGGGCGGUCCAAUUUACAACCACCAGGACCGCCUUCGAUGGUGCGAGCAGCGUCUCUAGGCUUUGACGAGGUUGCGGCCGCGACACCGUCAGCUUCAUCCAAUAAUAUGCCUCUAGGAACUUUCUCAAGUCCUGGAUCUCUCAUUGACAUUCAGCCGAUGGGCGAGGCUCCUGCCGCAGCACCUGUGGUUGAUAAUGGCCCCAUUCCUUUCUUCCAGCAGUCAGAACCUCUCGGAGCUGUUGGUGGGGUUGAUUUCUUUGCAAGCUUACCUGGGCAGCAACCGAAUAUUCGCGUCGAGAAUAGUGAAACGGGAGCGUCCUCCACCACAUCUUCACAGCAGCCGUACAUUUCACCCGUCACAUCCUCUCCAUCAGGACCAUCGCCAUCUGGCGCUUCCAUUAUUUCGCUGGAAACUGCCACAAUGACCGGACAAAAGCCCCCUCUACCUGCUAAUAGCAUAGAUGUAAAUGCAGCUCCCCCUUCUCACGCUGCACCAUACCCCAUAUCGGCCGCUGCCACUACUCUUAUGCCUGCCACCCAGCCUCUGUUCGCCGCAAAUUUUGAUAUUUUGAACCGAGCUCACCCGACCGCAUCCAAAGUACCACAAGCAACCGCUGCCCUUGAUCCAAAGUACCAAAGUCUUCCCACGAAGCGCUGGACUGAUCCCAGCGUCUUUUACGACAUACCUCCCCGAGAUCCCAUUGGUGAGAUCUUCCCUAAAGCUUUCCCAGUUGACACAGGUCCUAGACCAACACGCAAGAUCUUGCGGGUGGACGAUGUCGCUUCGGAGUCUGAUCCGUUCCUUGCGCUGAUAGAUGCAAACAGUUGGAGAAGUGUUGCCAUUCUCGCACGGCAGAGGCUUAUAGCAACACACCCCGCACAUGUGAAAGAGAUCAUGCGACUUUGGUUUGUGAGGCUAACUGCCCUAGCAAGACUGAGGUUGUUCGAAUUUGCCUCGAGCGAGCUGCAGAAAGUCGGUGCAACAGAUCUUGACCCCCCUAAUUUGCGAUAUGAAAAGCAUCUGGACGUAUUUCCGAACGCCAGUGGCUCGAUGCUGAGCUUUGAGAUACGGUUGUUCUGGGCACGAAUACCGAGUUUCAAAGCCCACCAUCAAGAAAGUGUCAACAGAAUGUACAAAUUAUUGUAUAUAUGCCGGCGAAUGGUUCAGCAAUGUAAAUCUGGAGGCGGAAAAGGCGAAGAUGAACCAGAAUCUGUCUGGAGAAACAGAGAGGGUCAAAUUCAGCUUCAAAUAGCGAAUCUCCUACUUGAUCUGAAAGAUCAUCGUGCGGCUAGCGCGGUUCUGCGCGCCGUGAGCCAAUCAAGGACCAGCGACGCUAAUCUACUCUCGGCCUUGGGUCGCGUGCAUCUACAAAUGGGGAACGUCCCAACAGCUCGGGACAUAUUCCAACGCGUGUCUGACCUCGUCAGUAAAGAUGUGUCCCAAACUGCACGGCAUGACCUAGUACUCAGCAAUCGCGCCUUUCUUCACAUGGCGGAAGGUGAAUGGGAAAGUGCAGUGAACUGCCUCACCCAACUAUUAGGCCUGAACCCAACAUCAGUUGUCUGCGUCAAUAAUCUCGCGCUAUGUCAGCUGUACACUGGGAAUGUUGGACAAGCUGUGAGCUUUCUGGACAGCAUUGCAAUUGACAUGCCCCGCAAAGCUGGAGUCUGUGAAGAGUUAUUAUUUAAUCUAUGCAGUUUGUACGAUUUGACGGAUAUGAGUGUGGAAAGGAAGAGGAAGCUGUUGGGCACCGUGGUUAGCCGAUUCGCUGGAGACGAUUUUGAUCCUGCAUGCCUAAAAUUAUAACAAUGGAGGUGUAGCUGGCAAUAAAGAUAAUAACGACAUCACCCACAUUGAC
This is a messenger RNA of Spizellomyces punctatus DAOM BR117, 2207 nucleotides long. RefSeq lists its product as uncharacterized. Gene Ontology annotation, molecular function: protein binding. The record is from RefSeq and is a predicted model, not a curated record. The transcript has a single exon. Gene Ontology annotation, cellular component: TRAPP complex; Golgi apparatus. NCBI's taxonomy places the organism in Eukaryota, Fungi, Chytridiomycota, Chytridiomycetes, Spizellomycetales, Spizellomycetaceae. The coding region runs from base 59 to 2155 and encodes 698 amino acids.